UCUUCUCCCGAAAAGCCCUUAAUAAGCUUUUGCUUUGAUAUAUCAGAUCUCUCUCUUAGCGGCUUUUGAGAUGCGUGCUCCUUUAGGGCUUUCCUUUUAUACCCCAAAACGAGGCCUCUCCUUCUUCUCUCAUCUACUAAUUCUAACCCCUUCCUCUUCCUUCUCCUCUCUCUCUCUCUCCUUUUUUCUCAUACGCUUAUAGGGAGAGAGAAAUCUCACAGAGAGAGAAGUGAGUGAUGGCGAACGAGGAAGAGAUGCAAUGUGGGUCGAUGUUGUUCAAGCAAGAGGAGUUACAGGAGAUGAGUGGGGUCAAUGUUGGUGGCGAUUACGUUGAGGUCAUGUGUGGUUGUACCAGUCACCGAUACGGCGAUGCUGUUGCUAGACUUAGGGUUUUCCCAAGCGGAGACCUUGAAAUCACCUGUGAAUGCACACCUGGCUGCGAUGAAGACAAGUUGACACCAGCUGCGUUUGAGAAGCAUUCUGGAAGAGAAACGGCUAGAAAGUGGAAAAACAAUGUGUGGGUUAUCAUUGGAGGUGAAAAGGUUCCAUUGUCAAAGACAGUACUGCUCAAAUACUACAAUGAAGCAUCAAAGAAGUGCAGCAGAUCAAACAAAUCACAAGGUGGAAAAGUUAACCACAGAGAUGAGUUUGUUGGAUGCAACGAUUGCGGGAAAGAGAGGAGAUUCAGGUUGAGGAGCAGAGACGAAUGCCGCGUGCACCACAAUGCAAUGGCAGAUCCAAACUGGAAAUGCUCAGAUUUUCCAUACGACAAGAUAACAUGCGAGGGGGAGGAAGAGAGAGGGAGCAGGAAGGUGUACAGAGGCUGCACACGUUCACCUACUUGCAAAGGCUGCACAUCCUGCGUCUGUUUUGGCUGCGAGUUAUGCCGUUUCUCAGAUUGUACCUGCCAGACUUGUGUCGACUUCACCAGCAAUGUAAAAGCUUGAAGAAGGCAGUCAACUAUGAAAAAAAUUGUCUCAGACUUCCUUCGUUGCAUUUAAUAACUUAAUCCUAAAAUUUCAAACUUAUUUAUCUUAUCUUCAUGGUUGUGAAUGGAGCAAUUGAAAAAAAGUAAGGAAAAAAAAAGUUGAUUUCCAAGAAGAACAUGCAGACGAGCAUGCCUGAGUUUAGUGCAUGUCUUGAUUUUUUGGCUAGUGGCAGAGAAAAAAACAUAAAAGUGUUAUUAAUAGUUUGUUGUUACCCUUUA
Messenger RNA from Camelina sativa (false flax), 1207 nucleotides. RefSeq names its product protein ULTRAPETALA 1-like. Gene Ontology annotation, molecular function: DNA binding. The record is from RefSeq and is a predicted model, not a curated record. Lineage: Eukaryota; Viridiplantae; Streptophyta; Magnoliopsida; Brassicales; Brassicaceae. Gene Ontology annotation, cellular component: cytosol; nucleus.